AUGUUGGUCUUCGUUAACAAACAAGGAGACAACGACAGCAUCAGGCUGCAGACACGAGUCCAGACUCUUCGCCAGUUUUGUCAGGGCAUCAGGGACACCAGAAGAGCAGUUCCGGUGCUGACGAGUCGUUUAUUCAGAAGCAGCCCCAUCAUCUCCACCAAGCUCAACCUCCUGUACUGUCCUGUCGGCAAGAUCGCCUCCACCUUCAUGACCCGAUAUGUCAUCGCCGCGGACACCCCUGACUCCUACCUCAACCCCUUUGACAUCCCGGUGUCAGAAGCACCUCGGGAAAAGUGUCAAAGUUUGGCGAAGAUUCGACGAGAAGCCGACCGUGUCGACUUCGUCAAAAGUUCGUUGAAAGUGCUUUUCGUCAGGGAGCCUUACUCUCGUGUCUUCUCGGCAUUCGUGGACAAAGUUCUGGCCCCUAACCCCUUCUACUGGAAAAACUGGGGCGGGCAGGCUCAGAAGCAGGCUCAUGUUCCUGUAGCAGACAUCGGGUGCGGGCAGAACGUCACGUUCGCUCAGUUUGUCCGCUACGUGGCGGCCACGUUGUAUAGAACCGACGUCCACCUUCGUCGCGUUACAGACGAGUGCGACCCCUGUCACGUGGGGUAUGAGGUCAUCGGUCAUCUGGAAACUCUGCGAGAAGACGUGCUGGCACUGUCUGAGCUUCUGAAUGUCUCAACAACCAGUCUCCGAGCCGUCGACUUCAAAGAUUCCGCUGCACACGACGCGUUGCUGGAUUCCACCGACAGUGCUUUCCAGUGGCAGGACGACGUACUCAAGUGUGUGACAGCUCAAGAAAUGGGGAGGAGACUCUGGCGGAAAAUGCAGAUUCGUGGAAUCAUAAGCUUCCGGAUGGAUUAUCCGUUUGUGGGGGAAAACGCGGAGGGGGUUACUUCCAGUAAGUUCCAUGAAGCCAUUGUACAGGCCAGGACAGAGUCGUUGACGUUGUAUCCGGAGGACCUUCCAAAGCAGAAGGAGAAGGCGUUGGUCGACGCCUACAGUAGUGUGUCUAUGGUGGACAUGGAAAAACUAGCGAAAGUGUACACAAAUGAUUUUUUAGCGUUCGGCUACGAAAUGAAACCGAGUUUAUUGUUUAAUAGAAGUAACAAACAGUCUGACAUUUUUGAUGUUUUCAAAAAAUGGACCUUGUAAUAAAAAUAGACUUCAGUA
Pomacea canaliculata is the source of this 1176-nucleotide messenger RNA. Its product is annotated as carbohydrate sulfotransferase 11-like. Gene Ontology annotation, cellular component: membrane. Lineage: Eukaryota; Metazoa; Mollusca; Gastropoda; Architaenioglossa; Ampullariidae. Gene Ontology annotation, biological process: carbohydrate biosynthetic process. The transcript is spliced from 2 exons. The record is from RefSeq and is a predicted model, not a curated record. Bases 1 to 1158 code for a protein of 385 amino acids. Gene Ontology annotation, molecular function: sulfotransferase activity.